UAUCAAGCAAAGAAAUACUACGUCAUACGUCCACAACUUGUUUUUUAACAAGAUGACCAUGUUAAGCAUGAGAAGCCAGCACGUUCAACAGUAAGCGGGUUUCCAUCACUUUUGUUUUAUUCGCAUUUUGAAGUUUCGCAUCAGAAACGAGUGAUGGAACACUAAAUUUCUAAUUAAAAACCCUUAAUUUGCAAAAAAGAUUUUACGCUUGCUUGAGGUGGUUUUUCAUUUUUGCGAAAAAGGGUUAAUGCAGAUAAUGUGAGAUGGAAAGGCAUUUGCCGAAUAAAUUCCUCCAAAAAGUCAUGUAACUGCACUAUGAGACGGCGUAACCUGACUAACCAGAGUACUGAUCUUGUUACACAGCAUCAGAAAUGUUGUUAUGGUCAUUCUUAAAUGCCUGAGCAAAGUCGUCAAAGUAUUUCUGUAAUUGCCUCUUAGAACUGUCACGACUGCGCAAUCGUCUGCUUGCGCAAGUAUUAUUAUAUAUGAAAAUUAUUAUAUUCAGUGGCUUCUCUUACUUUUCUUACUGAUAUUUAGUGGCAGUUUAUUAGGAAGUGUCAGUUUACUAGUUGGAUGGAAACCAUGCUUAUUCACAAAUGUUUUAUGCGAUAACUUUGGAUGGUAACCCGGCUAGUGUAAAGAAGUAAGAAUGCAUGACAUAGCAUGAUACCUCCAUUUAAUGUAACCUCAACCCAAAACUCUAAUCCUAAAUCUGAUUGGUCGAUAUGAAUAUCGUUCUAGCAAUGUCCUACCUAAACAUAUUAUUGCCGUUUUCAGGUGCUAUAACAAUUUUCGAGUUUUAAUGAUUGUAGAAAUUCACAAUUUCCUCCAUUCUACAUUGUAGUGCCCUAGAUAGCACAUCUACCACACACAUUCACUCAAGCCAUGUAUUGGUUACUUGGCUGAGUCACCGGCGCAGACUCAAGCUCCAGGGGCAAAAAUGUCCAUUUUAAACAUUCAGAUCUUCAAACCAGAUUGCAUGCCGAAUACAAUUUUAUUCACUGUGGCAUACAGACAUGCUCAGCUCGUGUCAAAAUUUCAAGGGUUCACAUCCACAUAAACUCCCAGUAUUCAAAUCCACCCACAAUCUUUUAUUAUUAAUCAUAGACAUUAGAUUGUAUUUCAGAAAUGCUUGCAAAUGAGCAUACAUCAGGAGAAUGGAAGCAGGGAGCUUUUGCCUUACAGGAAGAGAUGCACAAAAGCUCUUUUGUCUUUCAGGAGUCCGUAGGAAAUGAUGACCCACUUAAUAGAACAAUUUAGAAUGCUCCCACAAUGCGUUAAAAAAAAGGCCGCACAGCGCCAAGAGACACAAUAAACAAAAUCAAUGAGGUAGGAAAAAGCAAACAGAGCUUGGGGAGGGAAGUGUGUGUGUGUGUGUGUGUGUGUGCGUGUGUGCGUGCGUGCGUGCGUGCGUGCGUGCGUGCGUGUUUGAUGCCACUCUUACUGCUGAAGCUUCAAUAAUGAUGAUUUCCAUCUGCUUAGAUGAACACUGAUGAACUUGCCAAUCUGGUCACCAAUGUGUAAGUGUGGCGCUUUGAUGUAAUCUGCUGUUUGUUUAUUUGUUUGUUUCUCUUAUUUUGUUUGCUAAAUGCUUGGCUGGUGUUAAUUGCUAUUAAAUUACUAUCCAAAAUUAUGUUUCAGAAAAAUAACUAAUGAUUUUUUAUUUAUUAAACUUCUCGUUAGAUUUCUUCUUUGUUGUGUUACAUAUUGUUAUAGGGGCACCUAGUGGUGUGGAGGCAACAUGUUUUUUAACAAAUUUUUCAGACAGUGAUGCCAUUCAUUCAUUCAUUCAUUUGCUGUUUGCAGACAGCCAGGAUUGUUUUUCAUGAGCGGAAGUGUGUGAUAAAAGGUAUUACAGGGAUGAUGCAUAGCUUUUUAUCAAUUAUGUGAUAUAAAUAUGUUUUAGAUAAAAACUGGAUUAUGAUAUUUUCUAAAGAAAUUGUGAAUGGUACUUGCUUAUGCUAUAUUAAAGCAUUGCUGUGUGGCUGCUGAAGUGAUUUUUGUGUUUUAGUUUAUUGCUGUGCGGUUGCUAAGGUGUUAUGGGUGGUAGCUAGGGCCUUGCUAGAAAGCUAGAAUGUGCUAUUGCACAUUCUAAAACAAAAAAGCUAAAACAUUGCACUGUUUUGAGCAUCCCACUAGCCCAAAAACAGCAACAACAUUGCUUUAGUUUAGGGCAAAGGUGAAGGGGUGAAAACCUUGUUUUAAAACAUUAUUACCAUUAUGGUUGAAAAUGAGCUUGGUGAUGCUACUGGUGCAGACACAUUUCACCUUUAAACAUGUGGCAUGGAAUUCCAUUUUCCCCACUGUAAAUUUAGCAGCCACUGACUGUGUAAUUCACAAGUACACUCAGAGAUGUCUAAUGUCUGCUGUAAAUAUGUCUAACGUAACUUAUAUUACAACACGUCACGUCACUCAUGUAACUAAAUCCCAAAGACAUGCCUGCGGAUUUCAGUCGGCUCUUUUAAUCACUGGUAGCCAUGAGCAGUAAUGAGUUUGUGGAGACACAGCCGCUCAUGGAGGAGUCAGUUUAAAUGAAUAUCUGUGGCCUUAAUGAAGCAGAAAAUGACAGUGGAGAUGACAGGAUGUUUUGGUCAGCAGGCCUCCACACUACAUUUAUCAGUUGCCCGCUCUGGGUCUACUACUCACAAAGGAGCAAGACAAAGUCGUGUAAGCUCAGAUCCAAUCAGCCUGGCAUUAAUGGACGUGUUUGACAGCUUUUCGUCUUGCAUGAGAAAUGCAAAAAUUGCUUUACCGAAUGUGAUGAUUUAUUCAUGCAGCCCCGAUAUGAAUGACACUUUUGUUAAUCUGUUGAUUUAUGUGUUUGCUGAAACAUUGAAAAGUGUGUGAGUUGUCUCUAAAAUCUAUACUUUAAAUUUACAAAGCCAUCAUCUUUUUUAUAGUAAACACUAACAGUAUGAAGGAUUUGCACAAGCACAGCAUUCCAACAGCACACCCAAAAUCAAGCUCCCUGUUUGACCCACCUCAAGGAAACACUUUCAAAUUGACCUCAGCGUGAUGAAUAUCAUCUUUAUAUUCAUCAUGAACAAAUUACAUUUUACGCUGAAGCCCUUUCUUUCACGGGUAACGGCACACUGCACAGUCACCAUAUGGGGGGACAGGAGCCAAAAACUCAAUCCCAGAUCACCCAUGCACUGUUCCAGCCCAGCCACAGCAGCGGGAUAUAAUUAGAUUGGAAAUUACAGAAAGUUACAGGGAGCUAAAUCCCCCCGUGGAUUGCGUGGCUAUAAAUGUCUUGCAAAAGCCAGUGGAUGUAUCACCAUAGCAACAACCCUUUUCUGCAUUCUAUUUUAAGGCAAGGAGAAUAGUGGAGUGGAGGGGAAAAAAGCGCAAACAUAGCUAUUUCAGCAUUGAAAAUGAUACAUUAUUCAAAUGCCAGAAAGCAAAAACUUUACACAGGAGAACCACUGCAAUACAUGGUUUGAAUGCAUGGUUUGUUUUGGCCUCUCAAGGACAAAAGGUCAAAGAAACAGCCUAAUUUAUUUCAAUUCAAAUAUUAAGUAUUGCAUGCAACAGAUACAACAAAGACUCUCUGAAUUUUUAAUGAUGUUGUAAAUUAAACUGUUCAUGAUAUUCCAGCCCUUCAGAGUUAAAAAAUGGAUCACAUUUAAUGAGACCGCAUGGUCCAACUGUCAAUUUUUACACACUAAUUUUUUUCAAUCUUCGAAUAGCACACACCCUCAGCUAGGGGGUGUGCUCAGCCUGAUUCAAGGCAGUAACAAACAGCCUUACUGAUACCUUACCUUAGACUUUAGUGUUUUUGUUAUUUUAUUCAGACAUCGGGGUGCUAAUGUAUUACCGCUUAACAUGGUCAACUUGUUAAAAAAAUGAGUUGGACGUAUGACGUAGUAUUUCUGUGCUUGAUACACUCCCCCAGAACCCCAACUUGUUUCGGAAAGUUUUUUAAAAGCCUACGAAACAAGGAUCCUAUUCCUUUUAUUGAGCAACUCUCCCGGAAAAGCACGGCAAGGCGAAAUAAAUAGCCCGCCCACGUGCCAACUGACGAGCGAUAGUAAAACCCGCCUUCCAUCAAGAUGGCUUCAAUGCGUCAGGCUUGGCUGUGCUGUGUGGACCUGUGACUCAUUACACUUGCGAUAGGGAGAGAAGUUUGAGGUGUGUUUGUUUGUUCACGGCAUUUCAGUGAUGGAUGUUAUAUAAACGGUGGAUAUAAUGCUGGAUUUGGAGAUCGUUUGAAACUGACAGAUGCCGCUGUCCCAGUGGUAAAAGAUGCCGGACAUGAACUGCACUCGGAGCUGAGGGCUGCAUGGGUCCGGUGGUCAUGCCCCCAGGGAAGAAGGCAGAGGGCCCCAGCAGUGGGAGUGUUGCGCGGGGUCUGAAUCAGCUCUACGAGGACACAGAAGCAGCUGAUCUGUCUCUCGCUCUGUCCACAUCCCUCAGCCGGGCGGAGGACGAGGAGCUCACCAGCCUCAGCUGGCUGCACGAGAGCACAGAUCUUCUGACCAGCCUGGGUCACUCUGGCCUGCGCAGCGUCAGCCCCCUGCAAGAUGCUAACGGCGGCCGCGAGCCCUCUUCUUCCUCACCUUCAUCCUCUCCUGAGCCAAGCGAGCCACCCUAUCACCUGUCUACGGGUCCCAGCCGUAAACCUCCGUACUCUUUUAGCUGCCUCAUUUUCAUGGCAAUAGAGGACGCUCCCUCAAAACGACUUCCUGUAAAAGACAUCUACAGUUGGAUACUAGAGCACUUCCCAUACUUUGCUAGCGCCCCUACUGGCUGGAAGAAUUCAGUGCGUCACAACCUGUCACUCAACAAGUGCUUCAAAAAGGUGGAUAAGGAUCGCAGUCAGAGCAUAGGAAAGGGUUCUCUCUGGUCUAUUGAUCCUGACUACAGACACAAUUUGAUUCAGGCGCUGAAGAAGACUCCAUAUCAUCCGUAUUCUCCUCGGCUUCCAAAACCUUCUACCUCCCCAUCUGCCUCUCCUCAGCAAUACCACAGUCCUCGACUCUGGCCAGGAAGUCCACUCUUCAGAAAAAAUGGAGGUGUGUUCUUACAAGUUCCACAGAGAGUGAUACAGCAUGGCUCACGAAUGGCCACUCAAGGGCUCUUUCCAGUUAUCAGACCCCUUCCCUUGAGUCCUGUGAGCAGGAGGACAACAGCUGUGAGAUCUGCCCUGGGCGACUUUCUGACACGGGGUAAAAAUGGUCUGCACAGUGACUCGCCUCCUCCCAGCGAUGAUCAACAGGAGGAUCACACAUACAGCAGCUCGCAGUCCCUGAGUACAAAGAGGGACAUUUCUUCCCCCCUCUCCUCCUGCUCCACUCAGGGAUCCCUCUCUGCCUACAGCCACGGUCAGGAGGUGAUGGUCACUGAGGUCAAGGAGGAACAAAAAGACUUUCCGCUGGACACUAAACCACCUCCUUCCCACCUCCUACUCCAGCGCAGAAGACUGCUGUGGACCAAAGGUCACGUACGGACCCCAGACGACACACUUCCCCUGAAGAAGAGGCGGGCGGAAAAGCUUCUGGGAAAUGAGCAAGAAGAUGAGGAGAUGAAGGAGGCUGCAGGGUCUUUGCUUCACCUGGCCGGCGUGCAUGCCAGUGUGAAUAAAAACGGUCAGCGUGCAUGUAAAAAUCAGAAGGAGCUGAAAGAGGAAGUGAAAGAUUAGUGAUGAAUGAAAGUAUGGUUAAUGCAGAUCUAAAUACUUCUGUUCCAGGAUAUCAGGUGAAUCUAGUCAGUUGUUGCAAUAUCAAUAAAAUCACUGUCGUCCUGUUUUAAAUUUUAUUUCUGGGUGAAAGAUUCUCAUGUCCAUUGUUGUUUUGUGUGCGUGUGUGCGUGUGUGCGUGUGUGUGUGUGCGUGUGCGUGUGGGUGUGUGUGUGUGUGUGUGUGUGUGUGUGUGUGUGUGUGCCUGUGUGUGAUUGUGUGAAGAUGGAAAAAAGCCAUAGUAAAGUUUUGGUCAUUUGAGUGCAAAAAUGUUUUUUUAUUUCAUCAAGUCUACCGAACAAUUUAAAAAAUUUAAAAAAGAGGUGCACGCAGCAAUUAUUUUCCCUCUAGAAAAGCUUUACCCCUGAAAAAAAUUAUAGUACUUUUGAAAAAUUACAUAAUAUUUGUAAUUAAAUGAGUGAGUGAUUUAUUUUAUUUUACAUGACUCAUGGGGGAUGGCAGGUUGAUCACAAAAUUAUUCCCGCUCUAAUCCCUUUAUCUCAAUAACCUCUCUAUUAUAGCUCAUGGAAUUAUGACGAAUUAUGAUGGCUGACCAUGAGUAUUACACUUCUAAAAUAGAACUGUUAACCGAAAAGAAUUGUUUUUACACAAUGUGCAAUUGUAUUGUUUGCAUCGACACUAGUAAGUGUCAUUCCAAGACCAUUUGCAUAUGGCAACAAAAAAAUACUGAGUGCACCUUUGGUUAUGUUGUAGCAAUCCUUCUAGUUGUAAGUUUGAAAGUUAAACAGAGAUUUUGUAUGCUGCUCUCAAGUGUGCCAAAGAUGAUACCCGUUGAUGACAGUGCAGCUAAUCCAUGCACACUUAGGAAGACCAAUAAUAGUUUUAAAAAGUGGAAAUGCCAAUCUAUAUAAAAAAUAUCCAAAAGGCAAAUAUAUUAUAUUUAUUAAGCAGCAAAUGUUUCUGAGGAAAAAUGGCCUGUGGAAACAUGAAGGUCAAAUGCAAUAUACCACUUCUGGAUUUUGAUGUUCAAAACAUUAAUGAUGCUGGGUCCUGUUUGAAGCACACUAAAACUGAUCUGUGUUUUUUAAGCAAUGCCUAUUGUGUUCUAUCAAGUUUUGCCAAAAUGUUUUUGUAAUUAAUUUGUAUUUUUGAUUUGCUUCAUUUUUUUAUUCUUCAUCACAAUUCAAGCAAUUUGUCCUGUCAGGAUAACACUGUAAAAAGCUACUCCCUUUUUACGGAAGGCAGAUUUUGCCUUAUGUUUUUUUUUCAGUUAUAUUGCAUGGGUGCUUGUACAUAUAAGAAAGAAGUAUUUUCUUUUUUUAAUGAAAGAUCAUGUAAGAUAGAUAUUUAGCAUGAGGCAUGGCUUAUUUUCUUACGAGAAAACAGAGAGACAGCCUAGCAGGCAUCUCUUAAAGCAUUGGCUUCUUUCUUCAUUCUUUUUUAAUUCGUAUCUCUUAUAUGGCAGACAACUCUUCCAGAGGAAGAGUCUAAACCUGUUAACAAAGAGAUCUGCCUUGUAUUGGAUAAGGUGAAACUGAUUUUGCCUAUUUGGUGGUCCUCGGUUUUGGUGGUCCUUUUCAAUUCAUUGCUGUAAGUGUUCUGAUGUUGUUAAUACUCAGUGUUAAAUGAUCCACCACUCUGUACACCCUUUAAGGUUGUGCCUGCCUUUAGUUCAUGUGCUUGGAUGUCUGUUAUGUUCUUUUGUAACUGUUAAAUACUCUGUUAACGUUUUUUCAUUGUGAAACCUGCAUCAUUGAUAUCAUAAAUUGUACUGAAAUAGUUUGACAAGGAAUUAGAGUUGGCUGUAGUGGGUGAAUUGGGAUAAUCCUUGUUGCACUGCUUUGCGAUAGAGAGGAAUGUCAAACUUCGAGUCUAUUUCAAAUGAUUUACAGUUUGCGACUCAGUGGUUCAACAGUUAAAAAAUUAUGCCUGUGCUGGGAUGUUCCCUUUAUCUCAGUUAAAGUACCCCUCUCCGCAUCACCUCUCACAAACUUUAUCUGUGAAACUGAAUGCAUGGUCGUCCCAUGGCAUUGUUGGCUGCUUGGGUCCUCACUUGCCAUCACCGUAACUUUGUUAUGCAGCAUCUAUCAUGUUUACACUCCACUUCUGUUUAACACACAGUGUAUGAAACGUUUCUGAAUGUUAUGUGUUCACCAUGGGAGAGGAGCACAUAUCAGUCCUUUGAAAUACUUUGAUCUCCUUCAGUAUUUCAGCACUUUUUUAAUAGUAAAAUAGCCCUAUAAGUCUUCAGCAGGGGUAUAGUGGGGUAUUUUUGGAGUGGUGGAGUAGGUGCUGGUUAGCUGUGUGAGUAGCGAAAAACAAGUGCUUUGAGAUAAAAACACGCAGCAUGAAAGAACAUGAUUCGUCCCUGCUGUAUUUGAUUUAGGCAAAAUGCUGCUACAGUUUUGCUUUAAAUUCAUGCCUGUCCCAUAAAAUUACCUUUGUUUUGGUGUACCAAAAACACUAUUUUAAACUGACUCAUACAAAUCCAUAUAAAAUAAAAGGGGGAGAAAAUAUGCAUGACCUAUUUAUUGGGAAACUCUCACUGCCUCUGGAAUUAUAUGUAAAAUAAUAUAAGGAUUUUGUCAAAGUUGUUGAUGUUUGUUUUGCCAAAUAUGUUUUUUGUCCUUGUACUUUAAGUCACUAGUGAUCUGGUAUAUACAGCACAAUGGAGUCAUGAUGAAUAUGUAUUUGACCAGGUCUAUUUUCAAUACAGUCAAUGCCAAUGCUGUAUGAGUAUAAAGCUGUCUAUUUCCUUGGUGUGCAAUUGUAUUGCCAAAGAACAAUAUCAAACUAUUUCAUCAAUACAUGUAAAUAACCACACUGUCUCUGUGACAAGAGUGUCACGACAUGUUACUUUUCCACAUAUUUCUCCUGAAACUUAAAAUAAUGUUUAUGUAAUGUAUUGUCUUCCAGUUGCAAUAAUAAAAAUAUCAGAGUU
Messenger RNA from Triplophysa rosa, 8579 nucleotides. RefSeq names its product checkpoint suppressor 1 (gene ches1). Gene Ontology annotation, cellular component: nucleus. NCBI's taxonomy places the organism in Eukaryota, Metazoa, Chordata, Actinopteri, Cypriniformes, Nemacheilidae. The transcript has 6 exons. The record is from RefSeq and is a predicted model, not a curated record. The coding region runs from base 4283 to 5641 and encodes 452 amino acids. Gene Ontology annotation, molecular function: cis-regulatory region sequence-specific DNA binding; DNA-binding transcription factor activity. Gene Ontology annotation, biological process: regulation of DNA-templated transcription.